AUGAAAUAUGUAUAUUCCAAUAAUCAACAUCUAUCUGAAAAUGAGAUCAAAACGGAAACUAUCGUUUAUCCGUAUAAUCAUUUAUAUAGAAAUGUCAAUAAUAAUAAUAAUCAUCUCCAAAAAAUUUUUAUUCAAUUAUCGCAAAUUAGUGGAUUACUUUCCUAUUGUUUUUCAUUAAUAUAUCACGACAUUGUAAAUAAAAUCGAUUUUGAUAUGAAAAUGUUUAGUCAAACAUUUAAAAAAUCGGAUAUCCCAGAGGAAUGGGUGGAUAUUAGGAAAGAUGAAGCGAGCAUUAGUAAAUUUAGAUUGCUUUUUGCAAAAAGUAAAAUUUCACACAAUACUGACCUUUGUGAGAUUAUUAAAGAGUUAAAAGAAAGUGAAAUUGCUAAAGAUAAAUUCAUUUUGAAACCAGAAGUUCAAAAGUUAGUUGACAAGUAA
Heterostelium album PN500 is the source of this 438-nucleotide messenger RNA. RefSeq lists its product as uncharacterized. The transcript is spliced from 2 exons. Bases 1 to 438 code for a protein of 145 amino acids. The record is from RefSeq and is a predicted model, not a curated record. Lineage: Eukaryota; Evosea; Eumycetozoa; Acytosteliales; Acytosteliaceae.